Molecule: messenger RNA, 303 nt
Organism: Neurospora tetrasperma FGSC 2508
Lineage: Eukaryota; Fungi; Ascomycota; Sordariomycetes; Sordariales; Sordariaceae
Exons: 6
Coding region: 1-303 (100 amino acids)
Source: RefSeq, a predicted model, not a curated record
AUGAUGCCGAAGGAGAGAUCCACGGUCAACGGUGGGCGGACAAAAGGGACGGGGCAGAUGCACGGCGCCAUGACGCUUUUGGUUGCCUGCAUUGCUUGUAACACAGUGGUGGGUAAAAUUGCGCUGUUCAUGUACCCGCCAGGUCUGCUCAAGAGGACUAGCAAAUUCCAUCGAGGGGUGGGACCACCAACCAAGAGCUACCCGUACUACGCCCCCACUUUUUUGGACCUCGCCAGACUUGCACCCCCUAAAUUAAGUAACUACUUUAUUCAUUUAACGAAGGCUAUAGUAGAUAGUAUAUAG